Messenger RNA from Cantharellus anzutake, 571 nucleotides. RefSeq names its product ribosomal protein L34-domain-containing protein. The record is from RefSeq and is a predicted model, not a curated record. Gene Ontology annotation, cellular component: mitochondrial large ribosomal subunit; ribosome. Gene Ontology annotation, biological process: translation. The transcript is spliced from 3 exons. Lineage: Eukaryota; Fungi; Basidiomycota; Agaricomycetes; Cantharellales; Hydnaceae. Gene Ontology annotation, molecular function: structural constituent of ribosome. Bases 37 to 447 code for a protein of 136 amino acids.
CACCGCUAUCCCACGGUCCAAGCAACAACGACAACCAUGCCGAGGAUUUUCGCAGCAUGCAGGACGUCAUUGCUCUCCCAAGCAGCUGUUUCUCGCGCAUCCUGUCCCACUCCUUCGACCCGCCUUAUUGGAGACCCUACACUCAUUUUUUCAACCAAGAUCAAUACCGUGACACCUCCGUCACUGCGAACACUUGGACGUGUUGCUCCAUUAUUGUCGACAUUCCGACCCCGCGUAUCGCCGUUAGCUCCCCCCCUAUCCAUGUUACCGACACCAUCCCUCGCUUCAUGCGCGCAAGUGCGUCAUGCGGUUUACGGAGCGGAAUAUCAGCCAUCGCAGCGGAAGAGGAAGCGAAGACAUGGGUUUUUGGCCCGAAAGAAAACGAAAGGUGGACGAAAGAUUUUAGCUAGAAGGAGGGCGAAAGGCAGAAGAUUUUUGUCACAUUAAAACCAUCGUUCGUUGUCGCAGACGGACGCGGAUAAGGCGAAACGGCAUUUAAAUCGGUUAGCAGCAAAAUAAUAGACAUAAGGUGUUUAAUGUAAGAUAAUGGAAACCGUAAGGAAUAGCUUGU